AUGGUUGGACAUCGGUCUUUAAUUGACCGUGAGUACAAGCGAUACGUGCUGGCAGGUGACAAGUCGUUGGUAUAUUUACGCCAUCCUAGUGGUGUAGUUGUGGUGACGUUAAAUAAAGAACAUGAAGCAAAUCAGAAAAAAAUUGUUAAGUUCGAGUGGAGAAUAAAGAAGAAUAAAGGAGUGGAUCGAAGCAAGCAAAAGGUUUCUGGGAAGGCUAAGAAAGGAGGUUUGGCUCUUUUGCCAGAGACGAAGUUAUGCGUUCUAAAAUGUGACGAUGGAAGCGAAUAUCCAUUACGUGCUGGCGUCAAAGCAAUUUUAGUUGAAGUAAAUGAUCGUUUGAUCGACAAUGCUGAAUUGGUGCAUACGGCACCCGAAAACCAAGGUUAUAUUGCAAUAAUAAUGCCUUACAGCAGUGAGAGACGUAAGGCGCCAGCAGCUUUUACUGAACAUGUAACGGAUUAG
Enterobius vermicularis (human pinworm) is the source of this 462-nucleotide messenger RNA. NCBI's taxonomy places the organism in Eukaryota, Metazoa, Nematoda, Chromadorea, Rhabditida, Oxyuridae. The record is from the annotation of a GenBank genome assembly.